AUGACUUCCGAAAAUGUUCCUCCUGCAGGUGGUGUUGAAGCCAAAGUUGUUGGGCAGUUAGAGUAUUAUUUCGGUAACAUAAAUCUUCCGCGUGAUAAGUUCUUGCAGGAACAAAUGAAAAUUGACGGAGGAUGGGUUCCUAUUGAAACUUUAUUGACUUUCAAUCGUUUGGCCGCUAUCAGCACAGAAGUAGAGGUGAUUGCUAAGGCUGUUAAGGCUGCUGAUUCAGAAAUCAUAUCAGUGUCCGAAGAUGGUCUUAAAAUCAGAAGAAAUGUUGGAAACCCCCUUCCAGAAAAUUCAUUAGAGUAUUGGCAAACAAUCAAGCAUUCCACCGUUUAUAUGAAAGGGUUCCCCCAAGAGACAACUCUUGAUCAAAUAAUGGAGUUUGCGAAAAAAUACGGCAGUGUCGAUAAUGUUUUGAUGAGGAGAACUAAGCCAGACAGAAUCUUCAAGGGAUCUUGCUUCAUCACCUACAAGUCCCGUGAAGAAGCUGAAGUUGCUCAAAAAAGUGAAGAUAAGUUCAAUGAUAUCGAAUUGUCGAAAAUGAUGCAAGAUGACUAUUGGACCAUGAAGAACAAAGAAACUAAGGAGAAAAAAGCAGCUGAGAAGUUGGCAAAGUCUUCGAAGAAGGUUGCAGAUGAAAAUGAAACUGAGAAAGCUCAGUCUGCCCCUCACUUCACCAAAGGAUUAAUUCUUCAAAUUGAAGGACUAGGAGAAGAUUCAAAGUUCGGUGAACUGAAAGACUUCUUCUCGAAGUUUGGUGAUGUUGGAUACGUAGCUCAUAAGAAUGGAGACCCUAAAGCUGAAAUUAGGUUUUCCGGCGAAGAGAAUGCUGCUCAGGUAGCUUGGGAUAAAACCAAAGAAGCUGGUGAAGAAGGCAAAGUUCUCUACCAAGAAAAAGAAAUCACAGGAAAGGUCCUGGAGGGUGAAGAGGAAGAAAAAUACUGGGAAAAUUUCCAUACAAGCAAGCAGAACAAGUUUGAUAACAACAGACGGGGUAGAGGUGGACGUGGUGGAAGAGGUGGACGCGGAGGAAGUUUUAGAGGUGGACGUGGAGGAAGACGUGAUUUCAAAGGAAAGAGAGGACUUGUUGAUGAAACUGGAGCCCCCGUUCAGAAUAAACGUAUAGUAUUUGAAGAUGAAGAUGGGAACCCCAAAGCCGAAUAA
Molecule: messenger RNA, 1167 nt
Organism: Auanema sp. JU1783
Lineage: Eukaryota; Metazoa; Nematoda; Chromadorea; Rhabditida; Rhabditidae
Source: the annotation of a GenBank genome assembly